Messenger RNA from Planococcus citri (citrus mealybug), 2529 nucleotides. RefSeq lists its product as uncharacterized. The coding region runs from base 786 to 2294 and encodes 502 amino acids. The record is from RefSeq and is a predicted model, not a curated record. The transcript is spliced from 6 exons. NCBI's taxonomy places the organism in Eukaryota, Metazoa, Arthropoda, Insecta, Hemiptera, Pseudococcidae.
CUUUCAUCGUUAUUGAUUCGUUAUGUUCUAGCCGGGUUCGGUUUUCGUUUUUCAGUUUUUUUUUUUUUUUUUUUUAAAUUAAUUUUCUAAAAUAAUUAUUUCAAAAUCUGGGUCGUGUUUUGAAUGAAACACUAAACACUCGAUUUAAAAAUUAAAAAAAUCAGAAAAACGCUAUAAAAAUGAGUAAUUCAAGUAUUUAUUAAAACCUGUAAAUAUUAAGGAAGGGGAUCUCCAUCCCACGAGGCCAUGACUCAUUUCCUAAAAAUUUGAGCACGUGCAAGGAAACACUAAGGAAACACGACACCGCGCAGUUUUGUUUUUGAAUAUUUUUGAAUUGAAUUGAAUUCUUUAUUUCUUUCUGUCUGACGUAGAAAGGUGAAAAUAAGAUUUCAAUUCGACUUCAAAUGGUUUACUGAAAUUCUCAAUCCUGCCAUCGCCAUCCUAAUCCUGCUGGGAGUUCGUAGUGAAGCAGGUAUCUCUUUUGGAUACAUUUUACGUUCUUCGUUGUGUCGAAGAAAUACAAUACUUGCUCAACUAAUAUUAGUACUAUACUUACUAUUCCUAUUUUCCUACGAGAUGGCCGGUUAUUCUGAAGAAAAUUGACGCAUGAAAGGAAUAUCUCAGCUGCCUUUUCAACGACAAAGAACUACAAUCAGAUAUUUUCCUAGGUCGUGUUGUGUUCCAAUACGUGCUCAACUAAUAUUAGUAGUACCUACCUACCUACUAUUCGUAUUUCCCUACGAGAUGACCGGUUAUUUUGAAGAAAAUUGACGCAUGAAAAUCAGAUGGUAAACAUAAAUAUCAUGGAAACAGGAGCAAUUGAAAGGUUAUUAAAACCUCAAGGACUUGCGACAGAUUUUAGUCUUGUGACAGAUAUUAGACGUCCUGCUAAGCAUACUUGCAACCAAGUCUGGUUUCACGACAUAUCAGAAAUAUUUGAAGUUUUCUUAUGUUAUAAUAAGGAUUUGGCCUUCGUAUACCCACCGGGGAGUGGAAAGUCAACCGUCGCGAAAAUUUUUCAGGAGUUUGCGGACUGCAACACGCGAACUUUACACUCUUCGUUCCAGUCUUAUUUUGAGAAAUGCAAAUUGAAAACAGAGAAAAAAGAGUUAUUUGAAGAAUUCUAUCGAAAAUGUAACGUAGUAUUGAUAAGUUUUAAAGACGUGUAUCUCGGAGACACAACAUUAUACUCAGCGAAGGAAAUUAAGGAACAGUAUACGAACAUGAUGAGUGCCAUUGCGAACAAUGCCUGGAGUCAGCCUGAGGUGUUUAACAAAUAUUACCUGGAUGUUGAGAGUGCCGCUCUCAGUAAAGACCCGUCGAGUUAUUUUUGUUCACUGUCGAUGUUAUAUUCGCGUUUAAGUACUUGCAAAAUCGACAAAAAAUAUCAAAAAGGAUUUAUUCUAUAUGAUUCCAUCGAUUGCAUGUACAAUGAAAUCGCGAAAAUUUCGUCGUUUGAACUAAGAAAAGAGCUUUUAUCAGACUUCACGAGAUUAUUUAAUUUGAACACAAGAAAUGUAAAGAGCAUUUUUUUUGGCGUUAGUCCGUUUUUCUUCACUGAUUACUUGAAACUUGGUGCAGGCAUGUUUUCAAUUGUCCCUUCUGCAUCGAAUAUGUAUACGUACAACGAUGAAGAACGUUUGCGAUUGCGAAGAUAUCACGACAUAGCUUUAAACACUUUUUCGUAUUCGGAAGACGAUAUUAGAAAAACGUGCGAAGAUAUUAACGAAUGUUGUGAAACAGAUGAAUCUUUUAAAAAAAUAGAAAUCGAUAAGAUGAUUGCUUUAUGUAAAGAAAUCGGAGAAUACGAAGUAGACGGCGUGAAAAUUAUGAAUCCAUAUUUAGUGGUUUCAUACAUAUGGAGUUUCAUAAAUCGGGAACCUUACACGUUGGAUGUUAGCCCUCUUAGCCUAUGGUACAAGUACGAUUGCACAAUAUCAACUAGCAUAACAACAACGUACGGUUGCGAAAUGCUACAAGAGCUACAAGAUGUAGUGAAUAAACCAACGAUUGUCAAGAAUUUCGAUAUGUUCGCUUCUUUUUCGAGUAUUAUGGGCGAAUCCGUCUUACCAUUAUUCGUCCAUGGUGGCUACUUAUCAGUUAAUUCAACGUCGAUGAGCAGCAAUGAAGGAGGAGAAAAACAUUUCGAGUUGAAAGUGGCGAACAAAAGCAUGAAAAUUAUAUUGGAGUAUUCGCUUAAUGUCUUAUGGAAACAGUGGUGGUACUUAAGAACGUUGAAAUACGAUCAAUCUUCUUCCACUAGUACUUCGCGCGCAAAAAGAAAAAGAAAGUAAUUUUUUUAAAAAUAAAAUAUAUCAGGGACGAAGAUUUUGGUACUUUCGAUUGUGCUACGCUUAGAAUUAUUGCCUUAUUUUUCAUACGAUUAUUCAAAGUGUAAUUCGUGUCUAUUUCUGUUUUUUUUUUUUAUUAUUAUUAUUUGUGUAUUUUGAAUAUUCUAUACUUAGAGUUAUCGUAUUAAGGCUGAUUUUGUUCAUUUUUCCUAUGAUUAAAAACGAGUGUAAUUCGUGA